AUGCGGACGAGCGUGAGGCCAGGAAUUGAUCCGGGCGGAGCCCUGAAACAUCCGCUCUGCCCGCCGACUGCGGCCGACUUCCGCCUGGAGCGGCUCCAGCCCUUUGGCGCCGUCGUGCACGGGCUGCCAAACCUCGCUGGCCACCGGCCGACGGCGCGAGUCCUCGCCUGCCUCGCCGACGCCGCAGCGGAGCACGGCUACCUGGUCUUUCGGAACCAGUCUCUGCCAGGCACGGCGCUGCGUGCGGUGAGCGAGUACUUUGGCGGGCUUGCCGCCGAGCACACCUGCCACGCCGCCGCCGCGCACUGCGAUAUCCUGCGGCUGUCAAACCGGGAGGAGCACGGAGUCGUGCGAGUCGGGCCGCAGUGGCACGCCGACGGAAGCUUCGAGCGGCGGGCGUGGAGCCGGCUGGCGACUGUCAACGCCUACUCCGGCGCCGUCCACCCGCUCGCGAUGGACCCGGCCGUCGCGCCGAGCGCCGCGCUCGGACACCGGCUGCUGGGCCGCGGGGCGUCCGGGCUCGCGCCCUUCGCGUACAUCUGGGGCGCGUGCCCCGCCGGCUUGGGCGCGCGCGGCGGCGUGUGGCAGGCGUCCGACCACUGGGGCGUGGGUUUCCGCUGGAACGGGACGGCGCCCAUGCGGAAUUGA
This is a messenger RNA of Emiliania huxleyi CCMP1516, 648 nucleotides long. RefSeq lists its product as hypothetical. Bases 1 to 648 code for a protein of 215 amino acids. The record is from RefSeq and is a predicted model, not a curated record. The transcript has 5 exons. Lineage: Eukaryota; Haptophyta; Isochrysidales; Noelaerhabdaceae. Gene Ontology annotation, molecular function: oxidoreductase activity.